UCCUCUUCUGAUCUUCAAGGUAAACGUCAGAGACGUCUGGUUGUAACGUUUGGUAUUGUUGCUCCUUGGAUCUCAUUGCUAAGUAGAGCUCCAGUAUCAUUUGCUGCAGAAAGCAAAAAAGGAUUCCUUGCUGUCUCUGACAAUAAGGAUGCUUAUUCGUUUAUCUAUCCAUUUGGGUGGCAGGAAGUUGUGAUUGAGGGUCAAGACAAGGUAUACAAAGAUGUUAUUGAGCCGUUAGAAAGCGUUAGUGUGAAUUUGAUCCCAACUAGCAAACAGACUAUUAAAGAAUUUGGCCCUCCCAAGCAGGUACUGUAUGUUACGUUCCAUUGGAAUGUUACAUUCUUCUCUUCUUAUUUUGGUUUUAAAUUCUCUCAAAAUGUUUGAACUUUGUGUCUG
Messenger RNA from Camelina sativa (false flax), 396 nucleotides. The record is from RefSeq and is a predicted model, not a curated record. NCBI's taxonomy places the organism in Eukaryota, Viridiplantae, Streptophyta, Magnoliopsida, Brassicales, Brassicaceae.